Messenger RNA from Elaeis guineensis (African oil palm), 993 nucleotides. RefSeq lists its product as uncharacterized. The record is from RefSeq and is a predicted model, not a curated record. NCBI's taxonomy places the organism in Eukaryota, Viridiplantae, Streptophyta, Magnoliopsida, Arecales, Arecaceae.
UAAAAGCUAGCCAAGAAACGGCGGUCCGCCCGAGUUACCGCUUACCGUUCCCCAUGUAGCGGUGAGCUGAACUCCCUUUACCCCACAUUCUCCGGGGCGUGUAAUAGAGUCGGCUCACCGCCUUUUCCACGCCUGCAGCUUUUCUCUCUACCUGGGAGGCUGGGACUUAAGUCGUGAUGUAGGCGAAGCAACCUCGAAGGAAGCAGAGUUCGAGAGGAGCGGCGAUCGAGAUGGUGGGGAUCUUCUCUCGCUUCUCCGGCGGCCGGAGCGGCCACCGGCGGGCGAAGAGCGCGAUCGAGGUUGGGCAAACGGUGGCACCUAAUGCAGAGGUACCAGCUUCUGCACCUCUUACUGCGGCCCAUGGAAUUGAAGUAGCAGUUCAAAUUAAGCCAGUUGAGCACCCAAUCGAGCCUCUCAACCAUGACCAACCUGUUAAAUGCCCACUACCAGAACCUUCAAUACUUAAUGAUGGAAGAAUAUGGAAGGAGCGGAUCUCUUCUGCAGGCACAAGAAUGAGGACUGACUUACCAGUUGUGAAGGACAGAUCGCAUCUUGAAUCCAGAGAUGGUGGAACGAAGCCCCAAUCUGAACCACCUAGACGGGCCAUAUUACCAUCCAUGAGUGCCCCCGAACAUAAUAUCAUAGCUCUGCUGGAAGAAUGCAGUGUAUCUGAAAACUGGACUGCUGGUGAAUGAGCUUACAAGCAAUAGAACUUGUACUUGUUUCUUCACACUUUAUUUUGUUGUCUUUCCUUCUUGUUCUUGAGAUAUGUUUUCAUAUUUCCCAUUCCCCCAGUGUUGACUUGAUUAUGAAUUAUAUUAUGGCGGAAGAUGAAAGCAUGAGAAACUUAUAGCACAGUUGCCUUGUCAAAGUUAUUGACCAAACGAGUUAUAUGGUCUGCACAUGAUUUGCAUUAUUCUUGCAUCCAGACGUAACAAAUUUGUGUUAUGGAAUUGUAACACCAUAAAUAACGCAGAGCUUAUAUUCAUUGUA